AUGUUCGACCCGUUGGACUUUUUAAGUGCUUCUGUGAAGAGCGAAGCGAACAAUUUGAACUCAGAACAUGUAUUUCUAACGAAACCGUUGAAAUCAAAAAGCAGAGAGUGUUUGGAAGAUUUAGUCAUAGCCGAAGAGCCAAGCGAUGAUAUUGACACACCGAUCGAGGUGAUAGAUCUGCCUUUCGUUCAAAUUGCGAAGCCUAUGGUAAUUUUGGCGGUAUUACUACUGCUGACACCAGCAAUCGAUGUUAAUUUCAAAAAAAACGGUGGAAAUGGGCCUGAGAACCUCGGCAUGGCGAAGACUGUACCUACAGAAUAUUUAGAGGAGGUAAUAGACUAUUACAAGUACAUGGGAAAUUCAGAGUUGGAUUCAGCGGACAAACUGUGUGUCCGAAUUCCACGACUGGCUGCUACCGCUACCGAGAAAGAUUUGUUAACGUACUACACUACGGUACUUGCUAAGUACAGUAGAACAGAAACCUCGGAUGAACUUAUUGCGCAAUUGCUGAAAGAGGCCAGCAUGCGAAUCUCGGAAAAAUGUGGACGAACAGCACAGCCCGCAAUGACGCGUGUCUUUCAAGUUGACAGUUUGCAAAACUGCAUAAAGCUACACGAGCCAGCAUUAACAUCAGAUAACCUGGGGCUGAAAACUUGGGGAGCCUCUUUAGUUUUAGCACGGAAAUUGUGUCAAAACCUACAAAAGAUUACAGCGCUUGGGAAAGACCUUAGAAUUUUAGAACUUGGUGCUGGAACAGGGCUUGUUGGUAUAGCUUUGAUACAAAAGUUGUUGGAGGGCCCCCAAGAUCAAGUUUUUACAUUUCAUUUAACAGACUUGCCCGAAAUUGUUCCUAAUCUAAAAAAAAACGUAGAGUUGAACAAGUGCGAUCGAACCGCGCGAUUGCCAGUGUACACCGACGUGUUGGACUGGACAAAUCCGACUUCCUUUAAGCAGCAACAUGGGUUCGCGAAAUUUGACGUUCUGUUAUUGGCAGAUCCACUUUACUCCCCUCAGCAUCCAAAGUGGAUUGUCAACAUGAUCGUCGAGUUUCUCGAAAAGCAAGGCAAGGUUUUUCUGGGUAUUCCAGCUCGUGCGAAAUAUACCAAGGAGAGACAAGAACUAUGGGAUCUGCUGGAUAAAGCUGGAUUCUGUAUGAUCAACGAAGAAGCAGAAGAAGGAAUGGAUGAUUGGGGUAAAGUCUCAUAUUUAUACAAAGAGAUCGUUUACAAAGCAAGCGCUUAG
This is a messenger RNA of Lachancea nothofagi CBS 11611, 1242 nucleotides long. NCBI's taxonomy places the organism in Eukaryota, Fungi, Ascomycota, Saccharomycetes, Saccharomycetales, Saccharomycetaceae. The record is from the annotation of a GenBank genome assembly.